Molecule: messenger RNA, 2315 nt
Organism: Linum trigynum
Lineage: Eukaryota; Viridiplantae; Streptophyta; Magnoliopsida; Malpighiales; Linaceae
Source: the annotation of a GenBank genome assembly
AGUGCUUUGAUCGAUCCGACGGUGAAAAUUUGGUUAUGUUCUAACCUGUACCUGCAUAGUGCUAUGCACCUGAUGUUUGCCCUCUCUCUUACGUUCGCGACCUAGCUAGCUGAGUAGAACUCGUCUCUCUUUGUUCGAGUCGCAGUUUCUCAGCUUCGCACACAGCCUCCGCUCGAGUGAACUCCUGUUGUGGAUUUGAUUGGUUGAAGCUCGAAUAAAGCAUCUCGAAGUAUGAGCGACUACGGCAGCGGAGGAGGUAGGCUAGAACGUAAUGGUGCGGAUCAUGAGAAGGACGAUUUCACUGGCGGUGGCGACCCUGACAAUCUUGGCGAUUCCAAAUCCCAGCGUGACUAUGAGAGGGAUUCCGUGAGAAGUAGAGAUAGAGAAAGGGUGCGUGACAAAGGUAGGGAUAGGGACAGAGACCGUGACAGGGAGAGGGAUAAGGAUAGGGAGAAAGAUAGAGAUAUUGAUCGACACCAUAGAGGAGGAGGGCGUGAUAGGAAUCGUCACAGAGAUGGCAAUGACAGGAGAGAAAGAGGCCGAGAUAGGGGCGAGGAUGAUAAUCACCGGAGCAGAGACUAUGACAGCAGGCGAAGAGAAAAUGAUAGAGAGCGUGAAGAUAGGCCCGGGCUUCGUUCUAAGUCUCCUUCGAGAGGUAGAUCAAGGCAGAGAUCGAAAUCUCGUUCUCGGUCUCCCUCCAGUUCAGGAUCACGUUCCAAGAGCAAAAGGGUGAGUGGCUUUGAUUUGGCUCCUCCUGCAUCUGCAAUGGCUGCUGCUGUUGCUGCUGUCAAUGCUGCUACUACAGGCCAAAUUCCUGGAUCCGCUCCUCCCAUCCCAGGAAUGUUUCCAAACUUAUUUCCGACUCCUAAUGGACAGUUUGGUUCUCUGCCUGUCAUGCCGAUUCAAGCAAUGACUCAGCAGGCUACUAGGCAUGCUCGGCGGGUCUAUGUUGGAGGGCUUCCACCAUCAGCCAACGAACAGUCUGUAGCUACCUAUUUCAGUCAGGUCAUGGCAGCCAUUGGAGGAAAUACUGCUGGCCCUGGGGAUGCUGUUGUAAAUGUCUAUAUAAAUCAUGAAAAGAAGUUUGCAUUUGUGGAGAUGAGAUCUGUUGAGGAGGCCAGUAAUGCCAUGGCUCUAGAUGGAAUUAUCUUUGAGGGUGCACCUGUCAAGGUACGUCGGCCUAGUGAUUAUAACCCCUCCCUGGCUGCAACACUUGGUCCUAGCCAACCCAGUGGUAACCUUAACCUUGCCGCGGUUGGAUUAAGUCCUGGCUCUUCGGGUGGGCUCGAGGGUCCAGAUCGAGUAUUUGUGGGUGGGCUACCGUAUUACUUCACAGAACCACAAAUCAGAGAAUUGUUGGAGUCUUUUGGGGCUCUUAGAGGUUUUGACCUAGUGAGAGACAGAGAAACAGGAAAUUCAAAAGGAUAUGCUUUUUGUGUGUAUCAAGAUGUUGCUGUUACAGAUGUAGCUUGUGCUGCUUUGAAUGGAAUUAAAAUGGGUGAUAAGACUCUCACUGUAAGGCGUGCCAACCAAGGCAGCAGCCAACCUAGACCUGAACAAGAAAGUGUACUACUACAUGCCCAGCAGCAGAUUGCAAUACAGAGGCUUAUGUUACAACCUCCAGCAACUAAAGUUGUAUGCCUAACUCAAGUAGUUACUGUGGACGAGCUCAGAGAUGAUGAUGAGUAUGAAGAGAUAAUGGAGGACAUGAGAACAGAAUCCAGUAAAUUUGGUACAUUGGUGAAUGUGGUCAUCCCCCGCCCACAACCGGAUGGUAGUGCUUCUCCUGGUGUUGGAAAGGUGUUCCUGGAGUACGCAGAUGUUGAUGGUGCAACAAACGCCCGAGCAGGUAUGAACGGGAGGAAAUUCGGCGGCAAUGAGGUGGUGGCUGUGUUUUAUCCAGAACACAAGUACAAUGCAGGAGAGUACGAUGGCUAAUGCCAUUGGAUGGGAACUCUACAACUCUGCCGAAUGUUUGUUGGAUUGUGUACUUUUGUUUUAGUUUCUUCGUCAGUAGAGCUGUAGGCGGCUGAUGAAGAUUGAUGAUGUGAUCAUUUUAGCCUCUGAAUGAUGAUAAUAUUAUUAUAUGUAACUUGAUGAUUACUACUACGCUCUGUCUAGGCUCUCUCACCAACUCCCAAGUCCCAACUGUGUAAUUGCUUCUCUUUUUUUGUUCCUAGAAUGAAUUUCAAGACACAGAAAAGCAUGUAGCAAUGGAGUUGCAAGUCUGCAGCAGAUGUUUGUUUACUAUCUAGUCUUUCCCAACACAUGCAUCAUUGCAUCCGAGAUAGAAGAAAGAAAAAAUUUGGAAUUGG